This is a messenger RNA of Aspergillus tanneri, 675 nucleotides long. RefSeq lists its product as uncharacterized. Bases 1 to 675 code for a protein of 224 amino acids. The transcript has 2 exons. The record is from RefSeq and is a predicted model, not a curated record. Lineage: Eukaryota; Fungi; Ascomycota; Eurotiomycetes; Eurotiales; Aspergillaceae.
AUGGAUGAAGUUACCGAGAGAUUUCCGAUCUACAAGCUGCACAAAACUGCAGGGAAGACAUACCGGGAUAACCUUAAGUCUAUUACGAGAGGGGAGCCAAUCGAGGAUAUGUCGCAAUUCAAUGGUUUAUGCCCAGACGAACUACUUCAGUCAGCCAUCAAUGCCCAGCAAAUUUUUGCCAAGGAUCUGAUGCCACUUAAGAGGAGGCUUCUUUCACCGCAUCACUUGCAAGUGUGUAUCGACACCUUCAACCGCUACUUUGACGCUCAGUAUGAAGAGGGCCACAAUUUCUGUACAGAACAGACGCAACAGGAUGUUCUCAAAACGAGAGGCGUCACGGUUGGUUUCUUGAUAACUUUGGUUCUUUGUAUGCCAUCUUCUCAGGCUGAACUAUACAGCCCUGAGGAUCCCUGUCUGAUACAGCUGUCGCUAUUUGUUGCCUUUUUUAAUGACUUGAUUGGUCUGUACAAAGACAUUGAGUCUAUCGAGCAACAAAACGAUGGUUCUGCUUAUCUUAACUUGGUCCGAAUAAGUACCAGGGAGCACCGACUCAGUGAAGAAGACGCCAUACGCCGUUACUCGCAUAUACUCAAUUACUUCACUUAUCACUUUGAGUUCUGUAUCGGAGCUUACCCCCCUCUGCGUCAGAAUUUCUAUCAUGAAUGCUUGAAAUAG